AGGUAAGAAUAUCGACUAAGAACUAAUAAUGUUGCUGCGUUGUUUACAAUAUAACGUUGAUAAAACCUGUAUACAAACAGGCUAAGAAUGCUCUCUUACAGCCAGCGAUAGCGGAAAUAUAUAACAAGCGCGUGAUUUUCAUGCUCUGUGAUGUAAAUUUCUGCAGUGUGUAACAGACAACAUUAGAUCUAUAGAACAACAUGUGCUCUCACACUAACAGUGAAAGUCCAAACAAUCGCCUGACUCCUUUUCGCGUGGAAUUAUCUUCAUGUGUGUUCCGAAGUCUACUUUGUUGCAGUCUAAAUUUAGAUAGUCCUCUGAAAGAAGUACAGGGUGGAAUUCCCUUCCGUGGAUUUGUAUGUGGGAAGUUCCAGCCGUCCACUGGAUUAGUUUCCCUCCUGGACCCGACCAUGGAUGGUAUACCCCCACCCGCUCCCUACGCUGACAAACCCAGUCGGAGAGAUCGAUAUAGGAGGAUCCGGACAAGGGCUACCAAGGAACCAGGAUACGGAAACCAUUCUGGGACAGAUUACAUCCGGACAGUGGGACCUUCACUUUCCUGUCCAAAUAGUAAGUGAACAGUUAUUAUUAAGACAAA
Molecule: messenger RNA, 598 nt
Organism: Pecten maximus
Lineage: Eukaryota; Metazoa; Mollusca; Bivalvia; Pectinida; Pectinidae
Exons: 2
Coding region: 201-578 (125 amino acids)
Source: RefSeq, a predicted model, not a curated record